Neoarthrinium moseri is the source of this 1011-nucleotide messenger RNA. RefSeq lists its product as uncharacterized. Lineage: Eukaryota; Fungi; Ascomycota; Sordariomycetes; Amphisphaeriales; Apiosporaceae. The record is from RefSeq and is a predicted model, not a curated record. The transcript is spliced from 2 exons. Bases 1 to 1011 code for a protein of 336 amino acids.
AUGGGCUCCUCAUCGGGGAUCGCCGGCCUCAAAUGCCUACAAUGGGUGUUCCGCGGCAUUCAAUUUGUCUGUUCGGUCGUGAUGCUGGGCAUCUACUCCUACUACCUAGCCACGAUGAUGAAAGGAAAUAUGACCGUGCCGACGUACGUGAAGGCCGUGGAAGGGAUUACGGCCGUCGGAACAGUGUACACGCUUGUUGGGCUGCUGCUAGUCUGCUGCUGUGCCGGCCACGCGGGGACCUCGUUCAUCGCCCUGGUCCUUGAUGUCGGUCUUAGUGGCGCCUACAUCUACGUCGCCGUUGCCAACCGCGACGGCGCCAGCUCGUGUAACAGCGGCACGGUCAACACCGUCUAUGGCUCCGGAGAUACGGCGGCUUCUCCCAGCGGUGCUGGCGGCAACAUCAUCGGCGACGUGGGGCUGCCGACAUUCCAGAUGGCCUGCCGCCUACAAACGGUGUGCUUGAUCGCUUCGUGUAUUGCUAUCCUCUUUUUCAUCCUCUCCGUAUUCCUGGAGAUUCAUAUGAAUCGCAGCCGCCAUAGGGCACAGAGGCCCAUCCGCGAUGCUGACGGCGAGUAUAUCAACAAGUCAGACCAUUACGGGGCGCCCCCUCAGCGUCGAGAGGGCAAAAGGGGCAUCCUCGGUGCGUUCCGACGCCGCGGAACCGCCGGCCCGCCCAUGGAUCCUGACAUGCUACCCGUCCACCAGCAGCCUGGCGACAUGCAAACGCGGCAGGUUGCAACGUGGGGCGAGGUGUCGUCGCUGCAUGAUAGCGAUCGGCUGUACUUCAACGACGGUGAAGACCGCGACGAACACGGGCCUCCGGUACAGAUCAAACCGACAACAGCGCCACAGCCAGCUGCCGACACAUACGCUGAAGGUGAUGUUGGGCAUAUGGACUACGAUCUGUACCAACCGCCACCGAACGGCAAGGACUUGAGCAACGAUCCUCGUGAGAUUGGACGACGGCACGAGACGCGAGCCUCGCGAGUUGAGAGAUUGGUGGAGAGCUGA